Styela clava is the source of this 3571-nucleotide messenger RNA. Its product is annotated as integrator complex subunit 5-like. Gene Ontology annotation, biological process: snRNA 3'-end processing. Gene Ontology annotation, cellular component: integrator complex. The record is from RefSeq and is a predicted model, not a curated record. NCBI's taxonomy places the organism in Eukaryota, Metazoa, Chordata, Ascidiacea, Stolidobranchia, Styelidae.
UUAUAUUGGAACUUGAUAGGAAACAAUGAGAAAAAAAAGAUUGUAUCAGCUAGCGCCGUGCAUCAUAGAAAAAAAAGGAUUGGACGCCACGCCACUGGCAUGUUUUGCAUGUCACAUACGUUACUUAUGUAAUAUGUAUGUGCGUUAUCUGCUACAAAUGUAAUUUUACUGUUUUUUAAUAGUUGUUCACCCUACCAGCAUAAGAUUCACUUGGUAUAUUGUGCAGUCUCUCCAUCACGCAUCAAUUAUGGUGAAAGACAAAGAAGAUCAACUAUCGAAGCUCAGUACUAAGCAAAUAGUGAGUUGGUUUAUUGCAUCCGGUCAUGCAUCUGGUGGGUUCAAUGCAGAACGUGUCAACAAUUCCAUUGCUCUAUUAAGAAGAGUUCCAGCUGCUCGAUAUGCCGUUCUACAGAGAUUCACACAACUGUUUGAAGAAGCGACCAGAAAUUGUAUGGAUCAACGCAAUAUGGAUUAUUCUGGAUCAAUGUAUGGAUUGAGUCAUGAAUUGAACACCAGCAUUCAAAUCGUUGCUCGUACAUUGAAUGAAUUGUUGGAAAAGAACGGAAGAGCUUGGGCACCUAUUUUAUGCGAAUGGUCAAUAGAGUCGCUAGGUCAAAUAAGUAGUUGUUUCAAGAAAGGAACUUCUAUUGCGUCAUCUUCUGGUCAUUCUAACAAUCAACUGAAUGAACAUAUGAAAUUCUGGACACAAUCAUUCCCUACAAGAAUGCUCAUGAAUUUAUACAGAUAUUGUUUAAAAACAUUAAUUGAUCAAGGCACUGAGACUUGCAUGGAUUCACUUCUUAUUACUUCUGCUCAUCAUGCUCCAAAUUUUGACUGGGUUGUUGCUGAUAUUGGAAAUUCGUUUCCAUCAGAAAUUAUUAACAGAGUUUUACGAACUGGAUUUAAAGAUUUUGUAGCACAGCAAUGGGGUCAGCAACAGAUGGAUGAAGAUCAAUCUAAAAUGAAAUCAGUUGUUCGGAUAUUGGAACAUUUAUCAAGUAGACACAGUGAUAGAGUGCAAAAAGCAAUGAUCGGUCUGUACCAGACUCCCUCGACAAAUGAUGGUACCGGACAAAUAAAAGCGAUUCUGUAUAUUAUGCAGUUGUUAUCUGAUUCUCCAUUACUGAUAAGAGUAUCAACAAAACCUUUCAUAGAUGUCUUGGAUGAUGCAAAUCUAAACACUCUUCACACUCAGUUUUGCAAGUUACCCAAUUAUGAGACUAAAUUGAAUGCGGUUUCAAGUCUUGCUGUUCAUCUUAUAUGUCAAUCAUCUGUCGAAUCAUUUCGAUUAAUCCAAUUUCUUUUGAAAGCUUCUGAUUCAAAUUCAAAUUCCAGACAAUCAAAGCCUCUUGAUAAAGCAUUGCGCGAUAUUUUUUGUCAGUUGAUGACGUCACUUCUGCAAGAUCUUCUAAAAAUUGCAAUGAGAAAACGUGUUGUUGGAGAGAAAGAAAACGGUGUUGUUGCUGAAUUGAAAACAAACUAUUCCAAGUUAUGUGAUGAAAUAUUGAAAACUAAACUUGCUGAAAGACGAAACUGGAUUCUAACUCUUCUGAAGAUAAUCUCAAUCCGUGGUUGUUGUUGUUCUGUAUUUUGUAGAUUAUUAUGCGAGAUAUCAGGACAGUGCGAUAUUGCUGUAUUUCUGAAUUUAUAUUCUUUCAUCAGCGGUGUAAUUCCAGGACUUCUGGAGCAAAUAUUGGAAUUCAGUUUUUCAAUGAUAUCUGAUGGUAGACUAACAAGAAAACAGAUUAAGAAUAUGAUGACAAACUUGUGGAGAUUAUUGUCUAGGAAUGUUGAUAUUCCAGGGUCAUAUGAUUUGCAACAUAAGCUUCACAAAUCUUUAUGGAAUCAUAUUAAACAUCUUCGAACUCUAAUAUCAAACAGCAAUCCUUGCAAUGAAUCGGCAUCAAUAUCAGUAGAUAUAUUGGCAAUUCUUCUCACUGCUCCUGUGGCUCUUGCUCUUGAUAUAUCUCAUUAUUCAAUGUGUAUGAGCUUAGGAUCUUAUUUCUUUAGACUACUACAUUAUGGGAGAGUCAACAAUGAUGCCUCCAUGAUCAGUUGUAGAAAAGCACUUGUUCAUUUAUCUCAGUCACCUGAUACAUUCACCAUUGUGUGUCAGUUCAUCUUGGAAAACUCUGUUACCCAAGCAAAUGCAAUUUUAUUUGGACGUCGAACAGAAGAAGUAAAAGAUGAGGAUGGUGCUCCAAAAACAAAUCAUCUAUGUUCUGAACAAAGAGUAUCUCUGCUAUCACAACAUAGAUCACAAGUUGCAUCAUCAUCUGUGGUUGGUUUUACUCCUGUUGUUGUGGAAGCAGGACUGAUAGGAAGUGGACCAAAGAAGAAAAAGUCCUGUCCGCUUUCAAAGUCUGCACAAGUUACAAACAAUGAAUGUAUUUCUCUUCUUCUGCAUCGAUGUUGUUGCAAGACAGGAAGCAGUGGAUCUGCUGAGGGAGGAGUUAUACAUGAUACUCCAGCGAUGUUUGAUGAAGACAAACUCGUAGUUUUAGGUUCAAAACUACUUGAAGCUGUUACUUCAUGUUAUCCAGGAUCUCUUCUUCAUGCAGAUACAGCGUGGCCUGAUUCUACCUUUAGAAAAUAUACAGUUGAGAGGGAUCUUCAUAUCUUUACAUUUCUUGACGAGCAUCCAUUUGCUUGGAACAUUUUGAAUUUACUCGCAAAUAGUCCUAAAGCUCUUUGGAGAUGUUCACUACUGUUGCGUUCAAUAUCUGGUGCAUUACUUAAUCACUGGGAAUCAUCCCGGGAUGAGAGAGCCACUACAUCGGAAUAUCAUCUUCGGCACUCAAUCAAGGUUAUUGAAGUAUUGGAAAAGGGCCAACUGCUACCAGAACCACUUUGCUUUAUUGGAGAGUUAUUCGGAAUGUUGUCACCUUAUGAAGUAUUUCUUUUGAUGUCAGACGUGUGGAAAUUCAUAAAUCAACACCCACUGCCUCAAAAUCCGGUCUACAAUUCCACAAGAAAACGUCAGUUCCAAUCGGAAGGUGCACCAAUCCAACCAUAUCUGGUCACAAUUCAUUCCAUACUUCAUGCUAAUAUAACAAGAAUGGGCCACAUGUAUUCCAGGUUUGUUCCAGCCAAGCCUCAACAAGUGUGACAACUCACCAAAUAUGGAACCGAUUUAUUACAUUUUUUUACAAUAAAAGUGCUAAACAGAAAAAAAAAAGAAUAUUGUGCUUUACAGAAAGAACAAGGUUGCAAGACAUGUCAUGCCUAUGGGCAAUGAAUUUGAAUGAACGAACACACACACACACACAUAAGUAAUGAAACAAUUCAAUAAGGAACAUAUUUUCGGAGGUCAAUUCCACACAUCAGAGGUAGCUCGCUCCCUUUAGCUUAAUAACCCCGGGCAGGUGCUAGUUUGAGGACCAAAUGAUCCUAUUAUGAAAUAAAUCACCUUGAAAAAAAUAGUAGUUAGAUAUGGAAGAGCUGUAGGCCCCCAAUAAGGGAGAGCAAAGGUAAUGAUCAUGUGAAAUGAGCAGAAAAAUAAACAAAAAACGUGCAAGUUAAGUAUUGUUCAGAUGGUGGCAGUGGUUAACAAGAGAAAUAUUCUGCCUUG